Molecule: messenger RNA, 1558 nt
Organism: Eucalyptus grandis
Lineage: Eukaryota; Viridiplantae; Streptophyta; Magnoliopsida; Myrtales; Myrtaceae
Product: phosphatidylinositol transfer protein 1
Exons: 10
Coding region: 357-1133 (258 amino acids)
Biological process (GO): phospholipid transport
Source: RefSeq, a predicted model, not a curated record
AGAAGAAGAAGAAGAAGGGAAGAAGGAAGGCGUGGACUUGGUCGGAGUCAAAAGAGGAGUCGUCCAAAGCUCCUCCCAACUUGGACCGUUCUUCGGUCAGCCUUGGGCUUGGCUCGAAUUGAAGUUUGAACGUGCGCUAGCGUUACAGCUUCCCCACACGGCAUCUCGCCUUUUUCCCUUCUCUUUUUUAUCACCCUUUUCCUUCUCCUCCUCCUCCUCCUCCUUCUUCUUCAAGAAAGCUGUCGCACGCUUCCAUCGCCAUCGCCAUCACCGUCGCGGACAUCCGUCUGGGUAGCGAACUGCAUUUCGAGAGCUUGCUUUAGUGGGGGGGUUCAGUCUCGGGAGGGCCUUGCAAGAUGGUUCAGCUCAAGGAAUUCCGAAUUGUCAUGCCAAUGUCACUGGAAGAAUAUCAGGUAGCUCAGAUGUACUCGGUCACGAAGAUGCAACAUCAAAGCAGAACCGAUACCGAGGGGGUGGAUAUUUUGGAAAGCAGACCCUUUGACGAUGAAUUCGGAAAGGGUCAUUACACUUCUAAAGUCUAUCGCUUGCAGAGCAAAGUUCCUACUUGGUUGACUGCUUUUGCACCAGCAGAUGCUCUAAUCCUCCAGGAGGAAGCUUGGAAUGCUUACCCAAGAUGUAAAACAGUACUCAAGUGUCCAUACUUUACAAAGUUCAGUCUAACCAUUGAAACCAUCCACGAGGCUGACAAUGGGCAAUCAGAAAAUGUUCAUGGCCUAAGUGAAGAACAACUAGCAAUCCGGCAGGUGGAAACCAUUGAUAUAGCUUCAGCUACGACAGAUUAUUGGAGUUAUGCAAUUGGAAGCAGUGAUGUGGACUUAUCGAAAUUCAAGUCAGUCAGAACUGGACGUGGUCCUCUUUUAGAAGGUUGGCAGAGUAAGUGCAACCCAGUUAUGACAGCAUAUAAGUUGCUUACUGUAGAUGCACCGUACUGGGGUUUUGGUUACCGACUUGAACAAGCUAUGCUCUCGGGUGAAAGAGCACUUUUUAUCGCAAGUCAUCGUUACUGUUUUAGCUGGAUUGACGAUUGGUUCGGAAUGACUGUUCCGCAAGUACGUGAAAUUGAACGCCGUUUGCUACAGGAGAGAAAAGAAAUGCCGAGCCAAAUACAUUGAAGAGCGCCAAGGAGAAUGAAAUGAGAUUUCCAAUCAACACCGACGAAAAUCAUAGCGAGAGGUGUCAGCUAGAAUCAGAUCGGCAGCCCAUUCCUGUUGAGCAAGGAUCUUAAGCUGUCGAGUGUGUUAGCCUGUCAUUAGAUCUGAUAGUGAUGUAUUCAGCCUUGCAGAUGUGAGGAAGGAGCAUGGUUCAUACGGCCAUUGUCCAGAUUAAAUUCCUUGUAUGUGCGAAACCCCCUCUAUGUAAAACUUUAUAGGAAAAUUGUUCAGAGGGUUCAAUAGAAAACCCUCUAGUUGUUUUCUGAAAGCACGCAUAUAACAUUUAUAGACUCGCGCUUGUGCGCAUGCAUAUAUGUGGAGAUGUAAGAGGUGGAAGAAUAGAAUUGUUGAUCGGGUAAAUCAAAACCCGGAAUGUGUUUAGGAAA